AUGGCAUCUCUAACAGGAGUGAAUCCUAGCAUAUCAUAUAACCCAGACCAUCUAAACUCAAUCUGUCCUGAAAUACUAAUCUCAAAUCAAAAAUCAAUCGAAUUCAUCAAAUCAAUGACUUCAACAAUCUCAGGUUCAUUAUGUGGUAUCUUAGGUUUAACAAAUCACCUUGGUUUUCUCUUCUACCUACUCACUUCUUUCAUAGUUUCUUCUUUAAUUUGGUUUUCAACUUUCAUCAAAUCAAAAUCUUCUACAUCUUCAAACCAAUCAUUAACUUACUUUAAAUCAUCUUAUACUCUUUGGACAAGUUCUUUAAUUGAUAACUUAUUUACUUUUAUCCUUUGGUGGACAUUAUUCUAUGGUCUAAUACACAGUUGA
Molecule: messenger RNA, 378 nt
Organism: Melampsora larici-populina 98AG31
Lineage: Eukaryota; Fungi; Basidiomycota; Pucciniomycetes; Pucciniales; Melampsoraceae
Exons: 5
Coding region: 1-378 (125 amino acids)
Biological process (GO): protein folding in endoplasmic reticulum; autophagosome assembly
Cellular component (GO): EMC complex; endoplasmic reticulum; membrane
Source: RefSeq, a predicted model, not a curated record